Daphnia pulex (common water flea) is the source of this 1261-nucleotide messenger RNA. RefSeq names its product serine/threonine-protein kinase/endoribonuclease IRE1-like. The transcript has 2 exons. NCBI's taxonomy places the organism in Eukaryota, Metazoa, Arthropoda, Branchiopoda, Diplostraca, Daphniidae. Gene Ontology annotation, biological process: intrinsic apoptotic signaling pathway in response to endoplasmic reticulum stress; IRE1-mediated unfolded protein response; protein phosphorylation. Gene Ontology annotation, molecular function: ATP binding; RNA endonuclease activity; protein serine/threonine kinase activity. The record is from RefSeq and is a predicted model, not a curated record. Gene Ontology annotation, cellular component: IRE1-TRAF2-ASK1 complex. Bases 67 to 981 code for a protein of 304 amino acids.
GGGGAAAAGAAAAGGCAAUCAAUCGUGUCCAGUCACACCUUUGAGGCUGCCUUGCACCAGGUUGGUAUGGCCGUCAGAGUGGGCGACAUCCAGUUCGAUCGACGUCACAUGAUUGGAUGGGGACCGAGCGGAACAGUCGUCCUACGCGGAAGUUUCAAAGGCGGACAACAACCGGUGGCCGUCAAACGCUUCAUCACCAAGCAGCUCAGAUGGAACGCCAACGAAUUCCAAUUGUAUCGCAACGAGCAUCACGCCAACAUCCUGCGGAUCCACCACUUGGAAUGCGACCACCUUUCCGGCUUCACUUACUUUGCGCUUGAGUUGGGCACGUGCAACUUGGCCAGCUACCUCGCUGGCAAGUACAGAGGGCCGCCCCUGUCGGCUCACACUAUCCUACUGCAAAUUUCGCAAGGAUUACAACAUUUGCAUUCGCUGGGCGUGAUCCACCGUGGACUGAAGCCCAACAACGUCCUCAUUUGUACCGAGACCCAGACAAAUCCGCAGUCGGGGAAGGAAGUUCAAAUCAAACUGUCCGAUUUCGGUGUCAUGGCCGGCAGCUCGUCGGGUGACAGCUGGCCUUGCAGUGAUAGAGACAGCGUCGAGGGAUGGUUGGCACCGGAGCAGAUCAAGACGCUGGGGCUGUCGACGAGAACUGUCACGACGAUGGCGGAGGCAGGAUCGGGCCCAUUGCAGCGACAAAAGUCCGGUGCCCAGCUCCAGUUAUUGACGCCAGCCGUCGACGUUUUUGCGCUGGGCUGCCUCUUUUUCUGCGUUUUGACCAGCGGCCAGCACCCGUUCGGAUCGCCGUCCUACUUCCGGGAACAGAGAGCUUUGGCAGGCCAAUACGAGUUGGCACCCCUCAGCCUCCAGCUGCCUCCGGCCGCAAUACUGAUCGAGAGAAUGAUCCAGCGAGAUCCCGACUACAGGCCCACAAUCGACAACGUUUUAGCACAAUCCAAUUUUUGGUCGCUCGACAUUUGACAAACUGUCAACACAAUCAACUAAAAGGGCCAAUAAAGACUCCCCAACCACACGCCCUCGUACAACAACGCCCAUUUGAUCUUUUUUCUUUUUUCAUUUUCAAGAGAACAACAACUCAAAAAAGUUUAAGUGUGUGUGUGUGUGUGUGUGUGUUUUGGGAUCGGUGUUAUUCUAAUCCAUUAGUUCCAUAUGACUUGGAACGUUCCAAUUACCCCACAUUGGUCCUAUAUCACUCCAACCAAAUGUUGCACCACGAAAGAGAAAUAAACAAUGGACACAA